AUGCUUGAUCCAGCGUUCUACGUAACAACAGAUUUUAUUCUUCGUUUAAAUGAACUCAUCAAGCAUUUGGCAAUGUACACGCUGGAUAGUACACUCGAGUCACAGGAGGCGUUCGACCGUGCGGGGUCGAUGUGGAAUCAAACGGAAGCCAAAUUGGAAGAUCUUGUAACGCGUUCCCGAGCUACUACCGCGAAUAAUCGGAAUGGUAAUUUAACAAACCUUGCCCUACACACCGCACUGGAAGCAGUCCAAUCGGAGAAGAGUAACUUUUUAAAACAAAUGGCGAACUAUAACCAUUCCAAAGCAACCACGGAGAUCGACGCAAUAUCGUUCAUCGAUCGUACAACACAAGAUGGCGAGCUGGUAUUGUCCGAUCCGGAUAUGGCGCUUAUCAUACACUCAAGCGUACACGAACUAACCACCGUUUCGAUGGGACUGUUGCAUUUGUUGGAAGACAUCACCAUCUCCAACCGGCAAGCGAGAGCCAACCCAACGCAAAGUUCCGUCGAAAAGUUUCUCGCCGUUUUCAAGCGUGCCAUAGUGGACACUAAGUUGAACUUUCAAACCCAAGCCAACCGGGUGCUAAGACGUGUCCGUGCACAUCUUUCCACACUCGAUGGAACACCAGAGCUUGGGCACUAUUUGAAGUGUUAUGCAGAUCUUAUCACCAUGUUCAAGAAGGAUGUUAAUAAACUGCUUUACAUGACGUACAGGUCCGUUGAGAUGUCGCUGAACCCUUACCGCACGAGAAUUGAUGAGGAGCUUAGCAUGGGUAUCUCCGACCAGCUUAACGCGGCCGGAAUGUCCAACGGCCAUGCAUUUCUUUAUCUGUGCUUCAAGCGAUACGUCUUCCCGUACUACGACCAAUCGCUGGCGGUGGCAAAGUUACUGCACUGUGGUGAACCGGAAUUAAAAACGCUGGAGUAUCUGGUGACGAUAGCCAUACCGAUCCUGGAACGUGCCGCCAUAUCCGAUAGUAGCGCGGUGCAGAUGAAUGUUAUCUGUGCAAGUGGUUCCGCAGAGUGUAGGAAUAAUUAUUACAUGUCUUUGAGCGACCAGUUAGAUGCGGGCCGAGAACGCUUCCAAAGUUAUGUACACUUCAUUGAGCUGGAACUGUUGGCGCUGUCGCAUAGAGUGGAUGUAUGCGCGUACUCGACUGUGUUAGAUGUGGAGAAUUACGUAGAAGUGAUUAAAGCGAAAUUCCAAUCCUGCUUGGACACGGGAUCAGUUAACUGA
Messenger RNA from Anopheles moucheti, 1236 nucleotides. RefSeq lists its product as uncharacterized. The record is from RefSeq and is a predicted model, not a curated record. NCBI's taxonomy places the organism in Eukaryota, Metazoa, Arthropoda, Insecta, Diptera, Culicidae. Bases 1 to 1236 code for a protein of 411 amino acids. The transcript has 2 exons.